Ceutorhynchus assimilis (cabbage seed weevil) is the source of this 1278-nucleotide messenger RNA. The record is from the annotation of a GenBank genome assembly. Lineage: Eukaryota; Metazoa; Arthropoda; Insecta; Coleoptera; Curculionidae.
AUGUCGUCGGCACGAGCAAAGAAAAUUUUAGCUAUGGCAUCCAAAGCAUACGACGAAAAUAAUCUUACAUCUCUGCCAAAUACAACAUGCUUUACUCAGGAGACCAUUGUCGAAGAUACAAGUCUGGAUGAAAUUUCAGAUGAUUUCACUCCAAAUUCCGAAAAAAAUGUCUAUUUCACUCAGAAAAAAUGCUCAGAUUCAACAGAACCGACUGGUUUUUCUCCUGACUGUCAAAAUAGUACUCUCUCUUAUGACGGAAUCAAGAAUGGAGUAGUUAACAAAAGUUGUGAUAACCAAAAUGCCAUAGCGCAAACCAGUUUGGCAAUAGAAAGUGAAGAAGGUUCUGAAGGUCCGCUCUUCAGUUUAGCUCAGGCACUUGAUUUCGAACGUUCACCUGCGGUUCAAACUCUACCUGACAUCAUUGAAAAUGACGAGAAUGUAUCAGGAAAUUAUUCUCAAAAAACCCUUCAUAUUGAUGCGAAUUCCUCUGAGCCUCAUAAUGAAAUACCCCACCCCUUGCCCAAUACGGAUACCACUGAGCAGCACCAAGAGCCGACUAAGGAAAAUGCAGAGGAGCCAGGUUCUUAUGUACCGAAGCCAGGUUGUUCUGCGGAGAAGCCAAGUUCAGAAUACUCUGUAUCAUACGAUGAUGAACGCCCUACAAUUUUACGAUUAACAAAAAGGAAUUAUUAUGUUUCACCACUCCAUAGCGACGAAAGCGAUAUUGACGACUCUGAUGCCGACCCCAAUUUCACGGUCGAUAAUUCUCCAGAGGCUGGACGAAGUUCACACGAUACUGACAAAGAAAAUAUUCAAAGCGAUGAAUCUGUGUUAGCAGAACCAGAUAAUACGAAUAAAGGAAAGAAAAGGAAACUGAAUGCACAAGAGUGGGGAGUGAAAAAGACGAAGCUACUUCGAAAUUCCGAUAGAAGAGGUAAACAUGGAAAGCAACUGGUUCUUGCUCCAGAAAUAAAAGAUAGUGUGAGGAGAUUUAUAAGCGCAAUACCUACAAUAGAAUCUCACUAUCUUAGAGCACAAACAACUCGGGAAUACAUAGAAGGAGGAAAAAGUUUAGCAGAUUUGUACAGAGACUAUAAGGAAGAACGUGAGAGGCAUCAUUUACCAAUAGCAAAUUCAGAUGGCGAAUUUAAUAUUUCGUUUUAUGCCCCGAAAAAAGAUCAAUGCGAUCAGUGUGAAUCAUACAAAAACUCAGACCAAGAAGGAAAAGCUAGGCUGGUUGAAUCUUACAAUCUCCAUUUGGAAAAAAAAGCUCUCUAG